CCACGUUGAGCUUCUCGACAUCUUCUUGCUAACAGGGCAGAUAAGUGCCGCAAGAGUUGCUGACGUUUCUUUUUCAGCUCAGCAUCAACGCUUAUACCAUAAUGCAUACUGGCCGCAAAAAAAACCAUAUUGAGAAACCCAUGCGGUCGUAUUCUUCUUUCCAUUUAUUCAGACGAAACAUUUGGCUGGUGCCGCAUAGUUUCUUGGCCUAAUUUUUAAACGUGCCAAAGAUUCAUUUUAUACGACGUUAAAAUUGUUAAUUAUAUCACAGAAAUUCAUGGCGCUAAAUUUUAAGCGCCGGAAAAUAAAGUUAAUUUAAUUGUUAUUAUUAUGAUGAUUGCGCGGCGUUUUUUCUUUAGCAGCCAGCGAUGGAUAUUAUUAUUAAGUUUUUGCGUUUUAUUUCUUUUGGGAUCAAUAGCGUUUAUGCAAAUCCAUCAGACCCGACUUGCAACCGGAAAUGAAGUGUAUUACGAUGCGCGGAAGGUUGUUGAAGAAAUACACCGGAAAGAGGACUAUCGUGAAGAAGUGGGAGACAAUAAAAGUGGAAGAGAUGCUCACGUAACCAACAAUGUGGUGGCUAUACCGCCCCCGGAGGGCACCUGUCCCGUAGCGGAAGGCAAUCCGGUGAAAGCCAAUUACGAUGUUAAUGAAAUGUCGACGUCGUUAAAGCUCAACGAAUUGCAAUGGGAUGGGGAUGUUGGAAUAUGGGAUGCUGAAGUGGAGAAAAAAUUCCAGCUGGAUUACAGCAACACUGCAGAGCACAACCGAUCUUUACAAGUGUUUCUUGUACCUUUCUCGCAUGCUGAUCCAGGAUGGUUACAAACCGUGGAUGGAUAUAUGGAUAUUUACACAAAACAUACAUUAAAUUUAAUGGUCGAGCGUUUGACCUUGUGGAAAGAUAUGACAUUCGUCUGGGCGGAAAUCAGCUUCUUCGAAAUGUGGUGGAAUUUAAUUAACGAAACAACCAGGGAACAAGUCCGUACACUGGUCAAGGAAGGCCGACUGGAAUUCAUCAACGGCGGCUAUGUCAUGCCGGACGAGGCAACUUGCCAUUACUACGCUAUUAUCCAUCAAUACGUUUACGGUCAUCAGUGGCUCCAUCGUACCUUCAACAUAACCGCUAAACAUGGCUUCAGCAUCGAUCCUUUUGGUUACUCCUCCACUAUGCCGUACAUCUUGAAGAAUCUCGGCUUCGACUCCAUGUACAUUAAACGGAUUCACUAUAUCAUCCGCAAGCGCCUCGUUCUCAAUGGCGCAUCGCAAUUCCUGUGGCAGCAGCCUUGGGAUAAAGCCAACACCGACUCCAUGUUUUGCUACAUGAGCCACGCCACGCUGUACGAUGUGAAACACACUUGCGGUGUUGACCCGCAAGUGUGCGUACAGUUCGACUACCAAUAUCUAACGCAAAUGAAUGAAGAGCAAUACCGAACCUUAAGCCUGCAACUGAUUGAUCAGUUUCGCAAAGUGGCUUAUUUGUACCCACACAAUAUCCUGCUCAUUCCGCUGGGUAUGGACUUCCGGUGGAGUAACACGUUCGAGUGGGAUUCCAAAUACGGGAAUUUCAAGAAAAUGGCCGACUAUCUCAACAGUGAUCCGAAAUUUCGGGUGCACAUUCAGUUCGGCACCUUCAAAAACUAUUACGAUGCGGUAUUUAAAGCCAUGGGCAAACCGGGAAAAGAGUGGAAGACCCCGGUAUUAAAAGGCGAUUUCUUCCCGUAUGCGGAUCGGUACAUGGAGUACUGGACUGGCUACUUCACGUCGCAUCCGUAUCAGAAAUCGCUGAGUCGGAUGCUGGAGCAGCAACUGCGGACGGCGGAGAUUUUAUACAGUAUUGCCAUGUUGCGCAACUGGAGACUUGAUGAUGCGAUGCUUAUUAAAUAUCUCCAAGCAGCCACGAAGAAUUUGGGCUUAUAUCAGCAUCACGAUGCCAUAACCGGGACAUCGAAACAAGCUGUUUCCGAUGAUUAUGAGCUGCGUUUAUUGGACGGCUUGGGCAUGACGGACACAGCUAUAACGUACAUGGCAUCGGCUCUUUUCUGGCCCGAAGAUGUCCUCCAUGAAUCCUUUGAAUCCCAUGCGAUCAUUGAAAAGAAUCGCGAUCUCCCGGCCAAGCAACUCAUUAGACUAUUAGACCAAACAAAGCGCUACUUGGUCAUUUUCAAUCCGCUUGCAUUCUCUCGACAGCUUGCCGUAGAUUUAUACGUCGACACCGAAGAUGUAAUUAUCGAAAACUUGACAGGGAAGUUCAUCGAGUAUCAAGUCAGCCCCAUGCUCGAUCCCCAAAGCAGCAAUGGGAAGCUUUUAGAGAUCGGAUUCCGCUUGACCUUUGUGGCGAAAUUCGAAGCCAUUGGCUUUCAGACUUUCAUCAUCCGCGCAGCAAAUGAGACCACUGUGCAAUCCUUUCUAGCCAAGCAUACAACAACUGUAACGGAAAAGGUCACGGAUUUUUCAAAAAAUAUCAUUUUGUCCAAUGAAUUAAUUUCUGCGGAAUUUUCUCCCGCGAACGGUUUAUUGGAAACCAUAACUGACCUUUCCACCGGCAUCCGACGGGCAGUUAGGAUGGAAUUUAAACGCUAUGAGACGACACAGAGUGGAGCGUACGUGUUUAUUCCCAACGGAAUCGCCGAUUUACUACCUUAUCCGCAUUCCGUGCGACUGUUUGAAGGCGCCAUUUAUUCGGAAAUCCACAUAACGUUAGCCGGUGUAUUAUGCCAAGUUGUGCGAGUGUAUCAUGUGAAUCAGGAUCUCGGAAAAUAUUUGGACGUUAAUAUGGUGGAUAAUUUGGCGGCACAUCGUAACCUUGAAGCUGUGAUACGGUUCACUACGGAUCUGCACAAUAAUCUAACGUUCUUUACCGACGCCAACGGAUUCCAGAUGGUCAAACGAAGGGCCUCCCAUGAUUUGCCCAUGCAAGCCAAUUACUACCCGGCCACCAAUAUGGCUUUCAUGCAGGAUGACAAAAGCCGGUUGACGAUUCAUAUGGCGCGGGCGCACGGUGUCGGCAGCCAGGAUGUCGGGCAAAUGGAAGUCAUGUUCGAUCGAAUCUUGAGUCAAGAUGAUGCACGUGGCGUGGAAGAAGCACUGACCGAUUUCCGUUCGGUCCACACCCACUUCCGUAUCCAGUUAGAGACAACCGGCUUCUGUCGUACAUGCACGUCGACUGCAGCUGAUCCAACCGCGCUGGCCAAUCGGCUCAAUCUCGACUUGAACAAUGUGCCAACGGUUUUAACGGCCAACUUCCGUGAUAACGAAAAGCAUUAUGGAUCAGCGUUAACCAAAUUGUCUGGUGCACUUCCGUGUAGCACCCACCUGGUUCUGAUGAAGCCGCUGUAUGAUCGUAAACGAUUAUUCGGAGCCGUACUGCACAAGCUGGGAGCUGAUUGUGAUAGUGACAAUGGCAGUGAUCAAGGAGAAUGUGCCAAGGAGGGCGCCGUGCAUUUGAACAAGUUUCUGCAUCCGAAAAUAAAAACGUACAUCAAGAGUACGUUAAAUUUUGUUACUCCGCUGGGGAAUGCUAGUCAAAACGCUGUUGUGGAUUUGGAACGGAAGAAAUUAACGGCUGUACUUUUUACUAAUGCGGCGAGCCGAUCGGCUGAAUCUGUUUUAUAAAUAAGAAAUUCAGGAAAAGCAUCUCCAAAUAAAGGUCUCUUAAAUUCGGAGUAAAA
This is a messenger RNA of Paramacrobiotus metropolitanus, 3665 nucleotides long. Its product is annotated as alpha-mannosidase 2x-like. Gene Ontology annotation, cellular component: Golgi membrane. Gene Ontology annotation, molecular function: carbohydrate binding; alpha-mannosidase activity. The transcript has 7 exons. The record is from RefSeq and is a predicted model, not a curated record. NCBI's taxonomy places the organism in Eukaryota, Metazoa, Tardigrada, Eutardigrada, Parachela, Macrobiotidae. Bases 331 to 3609 code for a protein of 1092 amino acids. Gene Ontology annotation, biological process: N-glycan processing; protein deglycosylation; mannose metabolic process.